AAGAGCAUGUGCUGAUCCUCAUCUCAAUCCUGAAAGGUGUUGGACAGUGCUGGCCUAGAGGACUCAGAAGUCAGCCAUGGGACCUCCGGCAAGUCACCACACCUCUCAAAGCAGUUCUUAUCUGUGAGAUAGGAAUAAUAGUAGCACUUACUGAACAGAUAAAUUUGCAGUUUGAGUGAGAUUGAGAAAUACGUUUGACCCAAGCGAUCGAUGCGGCCUUCAGCCGCGGGGGACUAGGCAAGGAAGAAGGAAGGAGAGGGCAGCGGGGCCGCCUGCAGUAGGAAGCUCUGCGGGGCCGGCGGGACAGCGGCGAGACGGAGUAUAGCCAGCGGCCCCCAGCCUCGGUGACUUUGGGACAGACACAGGAGGCGCCCGGGAGGUGCCACGACAGGUAAUGCUGAUGCUGCUGGUCCGGGGAACACGCUAUGAGAGCCUCCGGUCUAAAGUGGUGCUCCCAACACCCCUAGGAGGGAGGAGCACUGAAGCCUUGGUGAGCGAGUGCCCGAGCCCUGACACUGGGAUCCGCUGGCGGCAAAGCGACGAGGCGCUGCGCGUGAACGUGGGUGGCGUGCGGCGGCUGCUGAGCGCGCGAGCCCUGGCGCGCUUCCCGGGCACGCGGCUGGGCCGCCUGCAGGCCGCGGCGUCGGAGGAGCAGGCGCGACGCCUGUGCGACGACUACGACGCGGCGGCGCACGAAUUCUACUUCGACCGGCACCCGGGCUUUUUCCUGGGCCUGCUGCACUUCUACCGCACCGGCCACUUGCACGUGCUCGACGAGCUGUGCGUCUUCGCCUUUGGCCAGGAGGCCGACUACUGGGGCCUCGGCGAGAACGCGCUGGCCGCGUGCUGCCGCGCGCGCUACCUGGAGAGGCGGCUGACCCAGCCGCGCGCCUGGGACGAGGACAGCGACACGCCGAGCAGCGUGGACCCAUGCCCCGACGAGAUCUCCGACGUGCAGCGAGAGCUGGCGCGCUAUGGCGCGGCGCGCUGUGGCCGCCUGCGCCGCCGCCUCUGGCUGACCAUGGAGAACCCGGGCUACUCGCUGCCGAGCAAGCUCUUCAGCUGCGUCUCCAUCAGCGUGGUGCUCGCCUCCAUCGCCGCCAUGUGCAUCCACAGCCUGCCCGAGUACCAGGCCCGCGAGGCGGCGGCCGCCGUGGCUGCGGUGGCUGCGGGCCGCAGCCCGGAAGGCGUGCGCGACGACCCAGUGCUGCGACGCCUCGAGUACUUCUGCAUCGCCUGGUUCAGCUUUGAGGUGUCGUCGCGCCUCCUGCUGGCGCCCAGUACGCGCAACUUCUUCUGCCACCCGCUCAACCUCAUCGACAUUGUGUCUGUGCUGCCCUUCUAUCUCACGCUGCUGGCUGGUGUGGCACUGGGCGACCAGGGCGGCACGGGCGGCAAGGAGCUCGGCCACCUGGGCAAGGUGGUGCAGGUGUUCCGCCUCAUGCGCAUCUUCCGCGUACUCAAGUUGGCGCGCCACUCCACCGGGCUGCGCUCGCUGGGAGCCACACUCAAGCACAGCUACCGUGAGGUGGGCAUCUUGCUGCUGUACCUGGCCGUGGGUGUGUCAGUGUUCUCUGGUGUGGCCUACACAGCUGAAAAGGAGGAGGACGUGGGCUUUAACACCAUCCCAGCCUGCUGGUGGUGGGGCACAGUGAGCAUGACCACUGUGGGCUAUGGGGAUGUGGUGCCAGUGACGGUGGCUGGCAAGCUGGCAGCCUCAGGCUGCAUCCUAGGGGGCAUCCUGGUGGUAGCGCUCCCCAUCACCAUCAUCUUCAACAAGUUCUCCCACUUCUACCGGCGCCAGAAGGCCCUGGAGGCAGCCGUGCGCAACAGCAACCACCAGGAGUUUGAGGACUUGCUGAGCAGCGUUGAUGCGGUGUCGGAGGCAUCUCUGGAGACAUCCCGAGAAACCUCUCAGGAGGGACGGUCUGCAGAUCUAGAGACCCAGGCCCCCAGUGAGCCUCCACACCCUCAGAUGUAUUAAAACCAGGGAUCUGUGACCCCCUGCCAUGCCCCUACAGUCAGCUGAGACAGCCGAGAUUCCUCCCCUGCUAAAGUUCUUCAUGGUAGUGAGCCUCUCAAGAUCACUCAUGCUGUCCUGAGAAAUGAGAUUCAAAAGCUGCAUUCCUUCCUCCAAUCCUUCCUCCAAAGGUCCAGGGCAGGACAGUGCUACCCUAGAUUCUGUGAGAUUCUGCGAGCAACUCAGAAAGCUUUAUAAACCUUCCUCCAAGCCAUUCAUGAAGCAGGCAUGAGCCAGAGGGAGGAAGUUGAAAGGAUGCUAAUGAUUCCUGAGCACCUCCUGUACAUGAGCCAGGUCAUGUUUGGCCCUGUGUUGGAGAAAGAUAAUUAUUGCCAUUUCACAGAUGAGGAAACCGAGGCUAACAGAUGAGCAAUGCCUCUCCCAGAUGUUACAAUCAGAAGUGGCAGAGUCAGGUUUGGAAUCUGGGCUUGUCGGUGGGCCUGGAGCAAUGCUCCGUCAACUCCAUCUUUCUUCUGCCCUCAUGAAGUUUGCAUGUGGGUUUUGGGGAUUCAUGGAUCCCCAGAGUUGAUCCACAAGGUCAGAAAUCCCUUUCAGAGCCAGAGAAAGGUCCAGACAGGAGAUUUGGAUAUAGGAGCUCUGGAUCUCAGCUGUGGUUCCUUUCUAGGAGCAUCCAACAGGAGUCAGCUCUCAAAGAUGAGUCCUGGAGGGAAGGAGGAUGAGUCCUGGGAGGAAGUACAAUAGCAUUGUACUUGCCUCUUUAGCUGGUAUGCAAGAUUUGCUAAGCAAUAAUCUUCCAGUCUUCCUCCCAGGGAUGAUGUGAGAGAAAGAAACUCUGAAGGGGCCCUGGCCUGAGGUCUAGGCGACCUAGCUGCACCAAGACCUGCUGUGAAAAGUGGUCCAAUCCCUGCCCCCAAGUCCAGAUUCCAGCCUCUCUGUCAAACGGUCAGAAUCUAUGACCCAGAGGGCAAUGAAAGCCAAGUAGCGCAGAGGGGUCUCUUAACUUAAAGCCGGCUCAGCUCUGAAAUGUUGGUGGCAGAGGGCUGACAUAUAUGAAUACUGGCUUCCCAGACCCUCCCCCCACAGCCUGACCUUGGCAGUUCCUUUCUGCCCGUCACACAAACGUCCAGCCCUACCUUGUCCAGCCCUACCUUGAGUACCCAUCCAGGCCCAUGUGUGAGAGUCCUGUCCCUUCUGGCCAGCUCCAGCCCCGUCAUCCUUGUUGGGGGCAUAUCUCUCAUACUCAUCUGCCGAACUUCUCUCCACUUGCUGAGAAACUCAGAGGAGGGGGUCCAGUAGCCCUUUCCACAUACUGUGGCUACAGCACCCAGCACUGUGCUAUUGUUGUCUGACUGUGGCUGUCUCUGUCCCAUCACCCUGAGCCUCAAGAUGGAAGACACUGUCUGGUUGAACUCUGGGCUUGGUGCAGAGCAAGUGUUUGGUAAAUGUUGAAUAGAUAAUUCCUACAGCCCACUGGGUGCCAAGCACAGAGGGGGAAAAAAAGAUAGCCAGAGAGAGACCUGGCCCUCAAAAAGGUGUGAACAAGACUGAAAAGGAGGUCCGUUCAGCUCUGCCUGCCCCGUCCCUGCUUGGUUCUUGAAAUUUUUACAAUAUCUUCCUUGUAGGUUCUUUACUUGCUUACUCAACAAAUACUCGUUAAACCGGGGCUUCAUGUGUGGCCUGCAGUCAUGUUUUGGCUUAGUCCAACAGUACUUUUAUUAUAUUUUAAGAAUUUGAAUGCCUUUGCGUGAGGCAUGCGCUCUCAGGUUCCCCAUAGUGUCUCCCCCGCUGCCACCCACAGACAGACGCACACGCUGUUGUUAUGCCCAGCCACUCUGAUUUACUGGCUUCUGACUUGUGGACUGCUUACUAGUCUCAAGACAUACAGUGGUGGAAAAAUAUAUCCCUAUACUCGUGAAGCUUACUGACUAGUAGGGCCAAAGAUAGACUCUAAUGCAAUAAUCACACAAAUAUAUCAUAGUGAGCUCUACUAAGUACGGGUGUGUAUGAUGUAUCAGGGACCAUGGCCCGAGAAAGUGAGAAGGCUUUCCUGAGCAAGUGACAAUCUAACCUGCCAUCCAAAUGAUAAAUUGCUAAUUAAGCAAAUGGGGUUCCAGGGGGGAGUACUCCAAGCAGAGAGAAUGGCACGUGUGUGUCAUACACAGGGUCUAGUACAUGGUUGGCCCCCUACGUAUGAAUGGAUUCUGGGUCUCCAGAUUGGAACAGAGGAUGGAGCUAAGCAGGAAAGGGCUUCUCAUGAAUUCACCACACACAUACCAGCCCUUCUGCACACUCUGCUCCUUACAUCAAGGCCCAGCUGAACCCAGCUUAGGGGCAGAUCAGAAGGGCUGCAUGUACCACCCUUAUGGUCUUGCCAAACACACCAAGAAACCCGAUGGCUUCCAAAUUUUCUGACCCUACGAACAGGUCCCUGAUACUGGUGUGGAGAAAGCUCAAGAGAGAACCAUCUGGCCUGAACCCACUGUGAGGCUGUUUGUGGUCCUGGCAGAAAAGCAACAACUCGCUCCCCUUCCCAUGUAUCAAUGAAAACCAUUAUGCAAAUAAAGAGCUGGGCCCCAGGACGUGUUUCUGCUUGUGUGGAGAUGGCUCCCUGACAUGCUGCCUGAGUGACUGGAGAGGGUGGGUAAUAUGUGGAGUGACUUGGAAUCCACAUUCUCAGGCUCCAGUCCUGGAUUUGGCACAGACUUUGUCUGUGGUUGUGCCAGCCAGAACAGGUUGCAAGUGACAGGAAUUCAGUUGGAACAAACUUGGUCAAAAAGGAUAAUUUAUUGAAUAAUUAAAGUGAUGAAUAACUGUUAACAAUUAGAGUUUGGGGUAUAAGCAAAAGAAACUGACAUUAAGCAAAAAAUGAAUUUAUUGGAAGAUAUAUUAGUUUCCAGCAGCUGUUGUAACAAACUCAGACAAACCUGAUGGCGUAAAACAGUAGAAACGUACUCUCUGACAGUUCUAGAGGCCAGAAAUCCAAAAUCAAGAUGUCAGCAGGGCCACUCUCCCUCUGGAGGCUCUAGGGGAAACCCUCUCCUUGUCUCUUCUAGUUUGUGGUGGUUGCCACCAUUCUUGGCUUUCCUUGGCUGUGGCUGCAUCACUCAAGUCUCUGCCUCUGAUCUCACUUCACUGUCUGUGUAUGUCAAAUCUUCCAAUGCCUUUGUCUUACAAGGACACUUUUGAUGACACUUAGGCCCACCAGGAUAAUCCAAGAUGACCUCAUCUCAAGAUCCCUAACUUAAUCACAUUUGCAAAAAGACCCUUUCCCAAAUAAGGUAACAGUUACAGGUUCCAGAGAUUAAAAUACGGACAUAUGUUUGGGGCCACCAUUUGGCCCACUACAGAAGGGUAUGUGUGAAAUUCACCUGAUCAAAGGAAUAGCUGACUGACGAGGCCUCAGGAAAUACAGGAAUGAGGGGAGCUCUAGGGACCUCAGUAGCAAGACUCAUGAACCUUCUGUUUAAAACACUGCCACCCACAUGAUCUGCCUCCAGUCACCUUUCUUCCCUGUAUCAUCCUGCUCACAGUUCCAAUCCCAGGAGAGAGUCUGAUUUCACUUGAGUCAUAUGCCUCUCUCUUGGGAGGGAUGGAGGGCAAGGUACUGUAUUCGUAUUUGCAGCAGUUGGAGGAAAGGUACUUACCCAAAGAAAAGACCACGUAUUGUCACCAAAAUAAAGGCAAAAGGUAUUAAUAGGCAAAAAUAGCAUACCAUACACUCCCAUCCUUUUCCCAUACACACAGACUUAUGCAUGUUUCUAACAUAAGGAAACUCUCUUAUAUAUAACCAAAAUAUACUGAUCUCCCCAAAGGCAAGACACCCUAUGGGGCAUAUCCUGUUCAUGAAUCCAGCUAUAAGUUCAUUCUUCCACUGGUACCACUAAUUCUGUCUCAGUAUCCUGUAAUAUAAGGAAUAAAUAGUAAAUGUAACUGCCACCAGCAUACCCUAUAUAUACUAGAGGAAAGGAAAAGAAAAACACAGCAAGGAGGAAAAGAGGUCAUUGCUAUGUCCUCAUUUCUGUAAUGGUCAUAAGGCUGCCGCUGGCAUUUAUAACAUCCCUUCUCUGUGAACCAUGUCAUGCCCCCUGCCUUUGGCCAGCACUUUAGUUGGUUGGGAUUCUUUGUUUGAUGGGGUAACCUAAACCUUUAUUCGUAGAGAAUCUGAGCACUUGUUAGUCCUGCUGGCAUGUGAAGAUUCCCCAAGGAAUUCCAUGGAGUUACUUGCAUUCCUUUCUGCCUACUUUGUGUAGCAGUAACCGUAUUUCCCCUUGACAGGGUGGUUGAUUACCCUAAUCAAGACUGUAACUCCCUUUAUACACACCUAGGGAAAAGAAAAGCUCAGAAAGUCCAGGUGACAGUCUCUCUAAGUAAGCAGAACUCAGAGUCAUAGGGAUACGAAGCAAUAGAUUUACAAGUGGGUCAUUGGGUUUAAUCAGAAAACAGGCAACUUGAUUGAAAGCAAACUUCUCAUGCAGUCAACUUACAUCAUUAGGGUCUACGUGAGCCAAAUCCCAUGUACCCAUGGAUACACUUGAUGAUGGAGUCCUUAUAGGCAUGCUUGACUUUCUAUCUGGAUGGAUGAUCGAUCGUAGUUGGUCACAUUGGGUCAUAAGAUUACCUGAUGUCCUAUAGUUAGGCCUUCAUUCACCAUCAAAGCCCAGUAGCAAGCCAGGAUCUGAUAGCAGUAGAACCAACAAAAUCCAAAUAGCAUCGUACUUCUUUUGUGGUGACAGAAGUACUACACAUAUGUCUAGGGUACUGGACACUCUAAGAAACUUCACUGAGACGCACUGUAUUUAUCUCCCACCUUGCAAAAGGUGUGUCUUACCUACAGAGCUGAAGUGUCUGCUUCUUUGUGCUCUCCAGGCCCUGUUAAUGUGAUUUAGUCAACUGAUUUAGCAAAAUUAGUUUGCUGUCUCUUAGAAUAGGGAUAUUCGGGGAAUCAAGGUCUUUCUGGUACAGAGCUGGAGAACAGAGGUAUGCCUGAGUUAGAACAGUAAAUGAAAACUCUUAUCCCUUCUAGGUAAUAGCAAAAUGCUUCCAGUGGUUUCUGUUCCUCAGAGUAGAGAGUGAAACCAGUAGAUGCAUGACUCCAGGGACUGUAAUCAUGAGCAUUUAUCUAACACAACAGUUAAAAAUGGAAUUAUCACCUGACUAAAAUAAUCCACUGUCAUUUUCCAAGACCCAUCUAAUUUUGCACCUAUCAGACAGAGGAAAUUAAUGGUGUUUUAAUUGGAGUCAUCAGCCGGCAAGGUCUUUGGUAGAAACACUAAUUUUUGCAGCCUCCCCUAAAGAUAUGUUACUAUCGUUGACUUUUCUAUUUUGAAACAGUUGUUCAGUUGGAUUCUAUUGGCCUUUUAUAUCACAAUGGCCCUCACUUCAUGGGUCAGAGAGCCAAUAUGGGGAUCUUUUCCAACUAUCUCUCUGAAACUGCUGAUAUAUAGAAUAGUUUUGGAAUUCCUCUGGGCCUCCAGUGGCAUGGACAAAAGCCAAAACACGAUUUUUCACAUGAGAUGGACCUACAGUGGUAAUCUUGAACCCAAGAAACUGAUAUUAGCUCGAAGUCUUCAUCAAGGUUCUCUGAAUGUGGUAUUUCCCUUUCUCCAGUAUCCAGUUACCUUGGGAAAUUGCCACAGAUCCUUUUGGAGAAGGCAAGAGAAAUAGUUACAUUACACUCAUGUAGAAUAGCAGAGUCCUUCCUCAAAGGCGAGCAGCAUAUCCUUCAAUCAAAGGGCUUUAGAUCAUUAAACGCAAGCCCAGUGUUAGGUGAUGAUCUGUAACUAUCAUAGUGGCUCAAGUCGUGACUUUAUUUUUAAUUUUUGCCAGAACUGGAGAGUGUUUUUGGUUUUUGUCUUGCUUUGUUUUGUUUCUUAUGUUUCGCUGGUUAAACAAAUCAAGUAAGACUUUAGUGGGCUGCCUUUAACUUUUUAGGGCCCUACACUGUGGCAGUCUGCCAUGGUUACCACUUGAGACAGUCACUACUACAGUUACUACUGUUACUGCCUGAGACGUCAUUACAAGACUGAAUGAAGGGAGGAACAUAAAGAUGAAAACUUAAAAUAAAAGAAACUGUUUUAAAGGAAGGGGCCAUGGGAAGAAGAAGAGAGCUCCCUGCCUCUAGUGAGCAAAGGCAGCCCCUGAGCUUCCACAGCCCCUCCUAUUUAUUGGGUAACAAGAGGAGGGAGGAGGAGGUAACGACUGGUCAGUUGCUUAACUGAUCACAGGUUCAUAUUGUUACUAACAGGCUUCAGAUGUACCUAUUCAUAAGAAACACUAUGCUUGGGGCAUGACAGCCCUCAGCAUUCCUUCUGGGUGACAGAUGCAGUUUGUCAGUUUGCCAACAUUCUGCAUUUAUGAGAAACAGUUUACUGGUUACUCAUAUAGCCUCCAGUAGUAUACUGAGUUGAUCACGACCCUCAUUCUUUCGGCCUGUAACAUUACACCAUGAGUUCUUGCCUCAUACAGAGCCUACUGAAUAUUACAAUGAUCAUUCCCACUUCAUUUCGGAGGACGAAGUGCCAACGCCUGGCCUCCCACAUCUGUGCAUUCUUCUUCCCCUCUGAAUCAGGCAAACUAUUUCAAAUUGCAGCCUCUCCACCCAGCAUUCUUGACUUUCCUCAAAGCAAGGGUAAAGUGUGAGGGCUACAAUUAGAGGUAUUUGUGGGAAUGAGGCACAAAACAGAUGCAAUCCAGCAUUCUGUCUUCAGAAAUAUUUGAAUCCCUUCCUCUACAUGAUGCCAAGGGAUUUGGGGCCUUUAAGUUCCAUUUCGCAUGGGCCAGCAUUUGUUUUAAGUUUGCAUUUUGUUAGAGCCUUGCCAGCUCCUGGAGCUAGCACAGAGAAUGCCAAAUAAUCCCUGGUAAGUGAAU
Molecule: messenger RNA, 8848 nt
Organism: Cercocebus atys (sooty mangabey)
Lineage: Eukaryota; Metazoa; Chordata; Mammalia; Primates; Cercopithecidae
Gene: KCNS1
Product: potassium voltage-gated channel, modifier subfamily S, member 1
Exons: 6
Coding region: 395-1984 (529 amino acids)
Biological process (GO): protein homooligomerization; potassium ion transmembrane transport; regulation of delayed rectifier potassium channel activity
Cellular component (GO): membrane; voltage-gated potassium channel complex
Molecular function (GO): protein binding; delayed rectifier potassium channel activity
Source: RefSeq, a predicted model, not a curated record